Messenger RNA from Ciona intestinalis (vase tunicate), 4240 nucleotides. NCBI's taxonomy places the organism in Eukaryota, Metazoa, Chordata, Ascidiacea, Phlebobranchia, Cionidae. The record is from RefSeq and is a predicted model, not a curated record.
UUAAAAAGACAGAUUGCUAAGUGGGUUUACCGAUAGUUAAUUUGAUUUUUUGUCCCAGUCACAUUUGAGGUAUGCUACUAUGGAACAUAUAAAGCUUGAGGUGAUGCCUUCAAACAGUGUAGCUCCAGCCCCUUCUGUGCCAUUUGGCAACUCGAGUGUAUCUGCCUCACAACAAGACAACGGAACAAGGACAAUAUAUUUCAACCAACCGUUAGAAGAACAAACAUUUUUAAAAAAUGAAAUCAGCACAGGAAAAUAUAACUUUCUUACAUUUCUGCCGUUGUUCUUGUUCGAGCAGUUCCGAAAAGUAUUUAACAUUUUCUUCCUCAUCAUCUGCAUUCUGCAGCAAAUUCCAGGUAUUUCACCGACUGGAAAAUACACAACAAUUGUACCUCUUGUGUUUAUUCUACUUGUUGCUGCUAUAAAAGAAAUAGUGGAAGAUUAUAAACGUCACCGUGCAGAUGACGCAGUUAACAAUCGAAAAGUGGAAGUUUUUCGAGAUGGAACUUUUGUUGAGUUAGCUUGGACCCAGGUUGUGGUUGGAGAUAUUGUAAAAGUUGUCAGUGGGAAGUUUUUUCCGGCCGACCUUAUCCUACUCUCUUCAAGUGAACCACAAGCAAUGUGUUACAUUGAAACUGCUAACUUGGACGGCGAAACCAACUUAAAAAUACGCCAGGGUAUACCGGCUACAAGUGAAAUACAAAGCAGUGAAGAUUUGUUGCAACUGCAUGGCAUGAUAGAAUGUGAGAGUCCGAACAGACAUCUCUACAGCUUCAAUGGUUCUAUUAAACUCAAUGAAGACAGGUUGCUUCCUCUUGGUCCUGAUCAGAUCUUACUGCGUGGUGCCAUGCUUCGAAACACAAAGUGGAUAUUUGGUGUUGUUGUGUACACAGGUCAUGAAUCUAAGCUCAUGAAAAAUGCCAAUCGUGCACCUCUGAAAAUGUCAAAUGUCGACAGAACAACAAAUAUGCAGAUUUGGUUUCUGAUGGCUGUCCUUAUCGUUAUAUCAUUGGCCUCUGCUAUUGGUAGCGAGGUGUGGAAGAAAGAGACAACUCAACGUUGGUACUUGAAUGAUACAGGUACUGGGCCGAAGGGAUUUUUCAUGGAGUUACUCACCUUCAUAAUUCUCUACAAUAACCUUGUUCCCAUCUCCCUACUUGUAACACUUGAAGUGGUCAAGUUCAUACAAGCAAUCUUUAUAAACUCUGAUCUUGACAUGUACUUCGAGCCGACUGACACACCAGCCAUGGCUCGUACUUCAAACUUGAAUGAAGAGCUCGGGCAAGUCAAGUACAUUUUCUCGGACAAAACUGGGACACUUACCGAGAACAUAAUGGAGUUCAAAAAGUGCUCAGUAGCUGGAAUUAAGUACGGGGAGGGGAUUUCGGAACGACCAGGCUGCUAUUUCUAUGAUGAAAGCUUUGUUGAAAAUCUUCAAACCAAGUCAAACUACGUGCAUGAGUUUACGACCAUGAUGUCAGUCUGCCACACGGUGGUGCCAGAGAAGGUGGAGAAGGUCGAUCAACCCACUUCGAGUAACCGUGACGACCAAGAUGGAGACGAUAACUUGGAAAACAUACAGUAUCAAUCGUCAUCUCCAGAUGAGAACGCGAUAGUGAAAGCUGCUCGUAACCUUGGUUAUGUUUUCUGUGUUAGAACCCCAACCCAUGUUGUUGUGCGUUGUCAAGGUAAAGAUGAGAGUUAUGAGGUCCUCAAUGUCCUUGAGUUCAGCAGCACAAGGAAGAGGAUGUCCGUGAUCGUGCGUGCUCCAGAUGGCAGGAUCAUCCUCAUGUGCAAAGGAGCAGACAACGUCAUCUUUGAAAGGUUGUCUGAAAAAUCACAAUUCAAAUUUGAAACUGAAAAUCAUCUGCGUGAUUACGCACGUGAUGGAUUACGAACUUUGUGUUUCGCUCAAACAGAACUCAAUGAAGCAGCUUACAAGAAAUGGAACGACACAGUUUAUUAUGAAGCCAGCACUGCCGUUGUGGAUCGUGACAAAAAACUGUCUGAUGCAUAUGAGGCAAUUGAGAAGAAUCUAUUUCUUCUUGGAACUUCUGCUAUUGAGGAUAAGUUACAGCAAGGAGUCCCAGAAACAAUCGCUACUUUAUCUGCUGCUGAUAUUAAGAUAUGGGUGCUUACGGGUGAUAAGCAAGAGACUGCCAUCAACAUUGCAUAUUCCUCUCAACUUGUCAACAACGAUAUGUCUCUCGUUAUAUUAAACGACUCAACACUUGAGAAAACAAAACAAACCAUGGAAGAAGCCAUAUGUGAUAUAAGGAAGGAACUAACAUGCUUGGAGGAAGCACCCGAGACCUCGAAAUUUGCAUUGAUAGUAACAGGAUCCACUCUACAGCAUGCGCUUCAUAAGGAACUUGAAGAGACGUUUCUUGACCUGGCUCUCUCUUGUAAAGCAGUUGUCUGCUGUCGAGUGUCACCCAUACAGAAAGCAAUGAUUGUUGAAUUGGUAAAGAAGAAUUGUAAUGCGAUCACACUUGCUAUUGGCGAUGGAGCAAACGAUGUUAGUAUGAUACAAGCAGCUCAUGUUGGUGUUGGUAUCAGUGGACAAGAAGGACUUCAAGCUGCUAACUCAUCCGAUUACUCCAUAGCACAAUUUGCUUUCCUGGGCAAACUCCUUCUAGUACACGGUGCAUGGAACUACAAUCGACUGACCAAAUGUAUUCUCUUCUCAUUCUACAAGAAUAUAUGUCUAUACUUGAUUGAGCUGUGGUUCGCAUUCUACAACGGAUUCUCGGGUCAAAUUCUCUUCGAUCGAUGGACCAUAUCCUUCUACAAUGUGUUCUUCACUGCACUUCCACCAUUUACACUCGGUUUAUUUGAACGCACAUGCAGUAGUAAAGUGAUGUUAAAACACCCCCAGCUUUACUCAAUAUCACAGAGUGCAUCGAAAUAUAAUGCUAAAGUGUUCUGGGCCAUGUUUGCCAACGCAACUGUUCAUUCACUCAUGUUGUUCUACAUACCAAUGUAUUCUAUGAAAAGUGAAAUUGCGUUUUCGUCGGGAAAGACAGGCGGUUAUUUAUUCUUAGGAAACUUUGUCUACACAUUCACUGUGAUAACCGUUUGCCUAAAAGCUGGGUUGGAAUCGGGAACUUGGACAAUUUUAACCCACAUAGCUGUAUGGGGAAGUUUCGCAAUCUGGCUUAUCUUCUUUGGCAUUUACUCCCACAUCUUCUCCAUUCUUCCUCUCGGAUCAGAGAUGUUGGGACAAGCAGACAACGUGAUGGCGAGUCCUGUCUUCUGGCUCGGCCUAAUCCUCGUACCUCCCAUGGUCCUGUUCAGGGAUCUUUUAUGGAAAGUAUUUCGUCGUCGAUUCCAGAAAUCUGUGGUUGAGAGAGUACAGGAGCUGGAAGUGGAACACAUUGAUCCUCAAAAGACCAUCCUUGAUGGUGCACGACAAAGAUACCAACAACCGAGGGGUGAAGGCCUAAAGUUCGGGAUUUUAGAUGCAUACGAGAUGUUUAAGGCAGCCAGUUAACUGUCGGCUUGUCCGAACGAGCUCAUCUUCUGCGGAACAUGUUUGGAAUGGGAAGAAACGGAAGUCGAACUGGCUCUGAUCUUCAACUCCAGGAGGAUAGGGAUCGCAGCUCUUCACUGAGAUCGCUGCAAGAUGCAAAUCACGGGUAUGCGUUUUCCCAGGAAGAGGGAGGUGUGGUGUCUCAGUCGCAACUAAUCCGACAAUACAACACGUCAAAUGAGCGCGGCAGCUAAAAAUAUUUAUUUGUUGCCUUUUAAUUUUAUUACUUUUUACGCUAGGUAGAAUGCAGAAAAGAUGGGCCAAUUGUUUUUCUCACCUCAUAUGUUUAACCUAUAUUUAAAUUUGUGUGCAUACAAUAAACUAACGUAUUACCUUCUCCGCUAUAUUAGACAUAUAUAUUUGUUAUCCUAUCGUUUCCAAGCAAAUAAAAAACUUGUAUUCUAUUACAACUUACACUAAAAGGUUGAAAAACCAUAAUUUUCUUUUACGUAAAAUUUUUUGUUGGGCAAAAAGUGCAAACAUCCUAUAUUCAUAUGAAACAUUACACAUGCGUUGUUUUGGCGACUGUUACUGUUUCACUUUUUUAUUUCUGUUAUUCGAUAUUAAGCAGUUUACUGUGCUUGCUUUUGUUGUACAGAUUUAUUUUUACUUUUCGUUUUGGUUUCAAAAUUGUUGUUGUCAAGGAUAAAGUUAUCCAUGUGAUAAAUAAAUUGACAUUGUUACACUAUUACACCAUAGUAUGCUGAA